AUGGGAGGCCAAGAGAGUCGAGUGGAAGAUGGGGCGAGUCAGCUGGUAAGCCAGUAUGCGCUGAUCCUGGACUCUAACAAAGGGCUCCAUUAUUUUGCUGGAGAUGAUAAGGUCGACUGUGAGUCCGCGGAGAACCCAUUGGAUCUGCAGGUCCUCCAGUGGCGGGAAACAUCUCCAACCCUGGUUUUGAGAAUUGGUCCACCAACAUCUAAGGUGGAAUUUGAGGACAAUCUUGACUGGUCAACCGAUACAUUGCACUUCCACUUCAAACUAUCGGCUGAUUAUGCAGGAGGCCGCGUUGAGCUCCUCCACAGGAUCAGACAUCUAAUAGAUGGGACAUACCCCUUUGGCAUCAACGCCACGCACAUUGGGAAGGAGGUGAUUGAGAAGUUCCUAUUGGGUGUGAAGAAAUCUCGCCAGAAGUACCGCCAGUGGAGCCCUUACGUGAACUCCUAUGGCUGCAGGGUAAGCUGGCUGCGGCGGUCCGAGAAUGCCACCAACAUCUUUUUCAAGUUCAUUGCGGACAAUGGCGAGUCAGCCAUUCUUAUGGUGGACGAGAAAGCCGAAGAGUACCGUGCUGCAGUGCAAGACCACCCUCGAAAGUUUAUGGAAAUAAUGACUUUGCCUGUCCGAGUUUGGACGUGUAUUCAGUACCUGUGCCAGAAUUACCAGAAGACCAAGCAAGAGCGGCAAACUGAAAUUGACGCAAUCCUUGCUGAAGCUCUGCGUGAUACAGCUCAGCAUUCCACCGAGGAUUCGUCAUGUGGGAUUUCUGGAGAGCUUAAGAGGCUCAUCGAAGACGCGGUCCAGCAGGCCACGAAGAGGGCUGACGACGGGGGAAAUGACGGAGGGCCACCCUUUGAACUGAGUAAAGGCGGCUCGAAAGGCGUGGAGCAGACAGACCUGAACACUCAGAGCCCGGAGAAGAUCGUCCACUCUGGAAGCACCCCGGUGAAGACCCCCAGUGGAGGAGAAAAUACAGAAGAGGAGAGCGCAAACACGCCUCUCGAGCAGAAGAGUCAGACAAAGGGGGAUUUGAUAGCGGACCAGGAGAAGCUGGAGAGGGAGAGAAAGCGUAGAGCGGCAAAGAAACAACGACAAAGGCUGACGCGGAAAGCCCGCCAGGCAGAGAGUGCAACGACAGCGCACGCAGAUGAACAACCGCAAGAGGAGGGACAAGAUAAAGAACAGUCAAGGAAUGCAGUCAGUGGUGCGACUGGUCAAGAUGGCAUUGCCUUGACGAAUUUCAACAUCCUGCAGCCCCCAUCAUCUCCUACUUCCUCGUUCUUCACUGCCCCGAUCUCUCCAUCGCCACUGUCUCCAUCUAUGCAUUCUACAACCUCUCUCGACUUCCACACUCCUCUUAUCAUCCAUCACAAUUCUUUGACGGCCCUGGAGCCGUCGAGCUCACCUGAGUUGAGCAGCUGCUCCGCUGGGCAGAUUGACGAGAAGGGCAUUCCAGGUAAGAGACUAUUAAUUUCCAUAUAUCCCAGAUUUGCUGCUGCCUUCAGAAUGGCUUGGGAAAACGAGCUAAUAUGA
Molecule: messenger RNA, 1539 nt
Organism: Penicillium canariense
Lineage: Eukaryota; Fungi; Ascomycota; Eurotiomycetes; Eurotiales; Aspergillaceae
Exons: 2
Coding region: 1-1539 (512 amino acids)
Source: RefSeq, a predicted model, not a curated record